AUGUUAAGCUAUCUUGGAGACAACUCUGGAUCUAUAAGAGAGAGACAAGUGCAUAUGGGUCAUCCGGCACUGACGAGUGCUUCUGGGCCAUUCGGCACCGGUGAGUGCAUUUGGUCCAUCCGACACCGGCGAUUGCAUUUGGGCCAUCCGGCACCGGUGAGUGCUUCUUGGCCAUCUGGCACCGGCGAGUGCAUUUGGGCCAUCUGGAACCGGCGAGUGUAUUUGGGCCAUCCGGCACCAGCAAGUGCAUCUGAGCCAUUUAGCACCGACGAGUGUUUCUGGGUUAUCCGACACCGACGAGUACAUCUGGGUCAUCCGGAACCGGCGAGUGCUUCUAGGUCAUCCGACACCGGCGACUGCAUCUGGGCCAUCCGGCACCAGCGAGUGCUUCUAGGCCAUCCGACACCGACGAGUGCAUCUGGGUCAUUCGACAUCGGCCAUCUGACACUGGUGAGUGCAUCUGAGUCAUCCAGCACUGGCGUGUGCAUCAGGGCCAUCCGACACCGGCGAGUGCAUUUGGGCCAUCCAACACUAGCGAGUGUUUCUGGGUCAUCUGACACCGGCCAGUACAUCUGGGCCAUCCGGCACCGGCGAGUGCAUCUGGGCCAUCUAACAUUGACGAAUGCAUCUGUUAAGUUGUCAUAUGACAACUCUGUAUCAGAGAGAGGAGAUAGAAUAUUUGGGCAUUGA
Messenger RNA from Impatiens glandulifera, 690 nucleotides. Its product is annotated as zinc finger protein 551-like. Bases 1 to 690 code for a protein of 229 amino acids. NCBI's taxonomy places the organism in Eukaryota, Viridiplantae, Streptophyta, Magnoliopsida, Ericales, Balsaminaceae. The transcript has 2 exons. The record is from RefSeq and is a predicted model, not a curated record.